AUGGGUUCACAGGCAGUUAGUAGUCAGCAGGGGAACUUGGAUCUAGAACGUGGACCCAAUUCGGGGAGUAUCCCCAACAAUGGUCAGCGCCCCUAUCCUCUUCUUCGACCGUCAUCGACUCCUCCUCCUGCGCCUAUGCGAGCAACGGAGAAGGAGCAGGAGGAGAAGCAGCAGUCUGAGGUUGCAACCAUCCGACUCACUGCACCGGACGCCAUGGUCGCCCUACCGACAGCGACACAAAAGGAAAAUACGACAAAGAAGACAAAUGGGCCCAUUGUUUCUUCGUCUUCCUCUUCUUCUGCCGAAGAGUCAGAUGUGUCCGUGACCCGCGCAAAACUCACAAAUCUCACCCUUGUUAGGAAAGAUGAGCAAGAGCAACGACAACAGAGGAAGCAGGGCAAUAGGAUUCCGAAGGAUACGAAUCUUGUCGGCAAGGGCAAGGGAGAAGUGAGCCACGACAACAAGAACAACAGAGAGACGAUGAUACACUCAAAAGUCCCCGAGCUCGUCGUUCACUCGGCUUCGAUUACAUCCUCACCAAACCUCGCAAGAGGAGGAGCAGCAACAGUGGGGGGACAUCAAUCGUCUCAGCAACAACACUCCCACCCAGCACCUGGAGUAGCGACGGCAAUCACACCGCCCUCACAACGGCCCUCGGAGCGUCUAACUAGGCUCUUGAAUCCAAGUCUCUCAACCACCUCCCUCCCCUCGCUCUCCAAGACGACCUCCCAACCCGUUGUCGCAGUCAUCAGCCCGAACCACCACCACACCGACAGCAUCGCCAACAGUACCGACUCUGCUUCUAGUCACAGGAAAGAUUCUUCUCCUUCACAACAGGAUACGCCUCCUCCAACAGAGUCAGCUGUAGACUUGGUUUCGAAACUUCUCAACCCCGUAGUGACACUCGGUCGGUCACGGUCCCAAUCCAGUCUCCACUCCAUGUUCACCAACGCCCUCUCUGGCUCCCCUUCUUCCUCUUCUGCAACGACCGGACAACAUCAACGCCGCCAUGCGCGCCACGGAUCUGCAGCCUCGCUCGCAGAGUCUGUCAAAUCUAAUACAGGCUCUUCUAGUACCGGUAUGGGUAUGGGUAUGGGGUUCAUGACGUCCCCACCGCGCGUCUCGGACCCAAAUCUGUACCUCAUCUCACGGUUUAUUACCCCCGCUAGUCAGCAGCAUGCGGUGCUGAGUUCUUCGGCACCCAAGCAGCAGGCAGGGUCGUUAUCGGGUAGCAGUAGUGCAGGAUCUCUGGCGGCGAGACGGAGACUCCCUCCGAGUUUGCGGAUGACUUCUUCAGAUAUGGAUGUACCAGCAGCAGCAGGAGGAGUAGGAACUUCUACCGCCGCCGUCGCCGCCGCCGCUGUUGCUGCUGCUGCCGCUGCUUCGGGCACGACACCAUCAUCCCCAGGCGCAGUGUCUACCUACUCAUCCGCAGAAGGUCCCACACCCACCCACUCCCACAGCACCACACCCCUACCACCACAUUCCUCCCCAUCCUCAAACGCUUCUAGCAGCCCGUGGAACCCAGUAGAAUCCAUGUCACGAACCCAACAGAAACUGAACCUGCAACGGGACAGCUCACACGACGACUUGGACGAAGAAGAGAUGGCUCGCCGCGGGAGGGCUCAUAGAGAGAUGGAGCGGAUCCAGCGCGAGUACAAGUGUAUCCGGAUGACCUCCGACCCGGUCUUGGAGAGCAUGUCCCGGUGUUUUGCUUUGCAGAGACAGCAACAGAGUGAGGUACUGGGAGGGGAGGAGGGUAUGGGACUGAACCUCGGUCGUUUUAGAUAA
Linnemannia hyalina is the source of this 1791-nucleotide messenger RNA. Lineage: Eukaryota; Fungi; Mortierellomycota; Mortierellomycetes; Mortierellales; Mortierellaceae. The record is from the annotation of a GenBank genome assembly.